Aplosporella prunicola CBS 121167 is the source of this 455-nucleotide messenger RNA. RefSeq lists its product as uncharacterized. The transcript has a single exon. The record is from RefSeq and is a predicted model, not a curated record. Lineage: Eukaryota; Fungi; Ascomycota; Dothideomycetes; Botryosphaeriales; Aplosporellaceae. The coding region runs from base 74 to 349 and encodes 91 amino acids.
GUAGAUAUAGCACAUUUGGUAUUGGGAGUAAAUAGGACAAGAAGUAAGCGGCGCUGGCUUUCAAAAUAGUAGCAUGAGGUUGGUUUUAGGUGCUGCGUUUUGGUUCUAUAGGUUUGUCUGUCUGUAUACGUUGAUGUGUAUGUAUGUAAACGUCAUGCUGUUCUUCAUUUUCGUUCCUGUUUCCUCUCUUCUUCCUGUCUCUACUCUUCUUCUUCUUCUUCUUCUUCUUCUUCUUCUUCUUCUUCUUCUUCUUCUUCUUCUUCUUCUUCUUCUUCUUCUUCUUCUUCUUCUUCUUCUUUUUCGUUCUUCGUUAUCCACCCCAGCCCCAUCUCUCUCUCAUAUACAGUAACUCAACACCAUCCACCCGACACCACCAUCUCCUCACCCACCUGUCCAGUAUCCACGCUAUCUCAACCCCAACUCUUCGGCUCCCACGCACGCGCGCCCCUUUCCCG